This is a messenger RNA of Macrosteles quadrilineatus (aster leafhopper), 1070 nucleotides long. RefSeq names its product guanine nucleotide-binding protein subunit beta-like protein (gene Rack1). Gene Ontology annotation, biological process: rescue of stalled cytosolic ribosome; positive regulation of protein phosphorylation. Gene Ontology annotation, molecular function: translation regulator activity; protein kinase C binding; ribosome binding. Bases 83 to 1039 code for a protein of 318 amino acids. Gene Ontology annotation, cellular component: nucleus; cytosol. NCBI's taxonomy places the organism in Eukaryota, Metazoa, Arthropoda, Insecta, Hemiptera, Cicadellidae. The record is from RefSeq and is a predicted model, not a curated record. The transcript is spliced from 7 exons.
CUCUCGGCAAUCUUCCUUUUCGGCGAGUCGGCUGGCAACGUGGACAAGAAUUUAGCUCUAUACGAAGUAAAUUUUCUUGAAGAUGUCAGAAACUUUGCAAAUCAGAGGAACCUUGCGGGGUCACAGUGACUGGGUUACCCAAAUUGCCACCAACCCCAAGUACCCUGACAUGAUUUUGUCUUGUUCGCGAGACAAGACCUUGAUUGUAUGGAAAUUGAUCCGUGACGAGGCUAACUACGGAACUCCUCAGAAGCGGCUGCACGGUCACUCUCAUUUUGUCAGUGACGUUGUGUUGUCUUCUGACGGUAACUACGCCCUCUCUGGCUCCUGGGACAAGACCCUCCGUCUGUGGGAUUUAGCGGCCGGAAAGACCACGAGGAGGUUUGAAGAUCACACCAAGGAUGUAUUGAGCGUGGCUUUCUCUGUAGACAACCGUCAGAUCGUCUCAGGCAGCCGAGACAAGACCAUCAAGUUGUGGAACACCCUGGCCGAGUGUAAAUACACCAUCCAGGAUGACGGUCACAGUGAUUGGGUGUCUUGUGUCCGCUUCUCUCCGAACCACUCCAACCCUAUCAUCGUCUCCGCAGGAUGGGACAAAGUUGUUAAGGUUUGGAACCUGACUAACUGCCGUCUGAAGAUCAACCACUACGGACACACCGGGUACUUGAACACCGUCACAGUCUCCCCUGAUGGCUCUCUGUGCGCUUCUGGCGGAAAGGACUGCAAGGCCAUGUUGUGGGACUUGAAUGAUGGCAAGCAUCUCCACACUCUGGACCACAACGACAUCAUCACCGCACUGUGUUUCAGUCCCAACAGAUACUGGCUGUGUGCUGCCUUCGGGCCCUACAUCAAGAUCUGGGACCUGGAGAGCAAGGACAUGGUAGAGGAGUUGAAGCCAGAGGUUGUGUCCUCCAACACAUCCAAGGCUGAACCACCUCAGUGUCUGUCCCUGGCCUGGUCCACUGAUGGUCAGACUCUGUUUGCUGGAUACUCUGACAACAUCAUCCGAGUGUGGCAGGUCUCUGUCUCCUCACGAUAAAUUCCAACAAUAAAUGUCUUUUAAUAUUUCA